Messenger RNA from Frieseomelitta varia, 4696 nucleotides. RefSeq names its product dystrophin. Gene Ontology annotation, biological process: synaptic signaling. The coding region runs from base 509 to 3334 and encodes 941 amino acids. The record is from RefSeq and is a predicted model, not a curated record. The transcript has 17 exons. Lineage: Eukaryota; Metazoa; Arthropoda; Insecta; Hymenoptera; Apidae. Gene Ontology annotation, cellular component: plasma membrane. Gene Ontology annotation, molecular function: zinc ion binding; protein binding.
GACACGUUCAGCCGCGUCGGUGAUCGAUAAUUCCAACAAAUGUCAGGGAAUUUGUACACGGCUGCCGCGGCGAUCACCGAUCAAACGAGCGCGUUAAUCGCUCGGCACGCUGCGUGAGGCAGGCUGGGGGUGGGUGGGAAUCACGAGGGGUAAAAAUGCGUGGCACAGUGACGUUGUGGAACGCGGAGAGUGGAGACAGCGGGAGAAUGUGCGAGGACAGCGGCGGAAAUCGGCGGAUGUGCGCGUGUUCGUCGAGCGUGGAAGCGACGAAGCUGAAGAGGGUGAACAGGUAAGGGACGUGGACGUGGUGAAACGUCGAACGUGGUGGGACAGUUUGGGGGGUGAUGAGGGUGGAACUCCCGGGUACGUAAUUACGGUGGAUUAUCGUGAAAGUGCGCGCAAAGGGGGCACCUGGCCCGGGGGGCGUGCCACCCUUCAGGGGAACCCCCUUCGGGGCGUGCGUGGCAGAAACAGGCCGGACGACGCAAGGUACAUCUACAUUUCCUACAUGCUGCUGGCCGAGCUGCAUCUCUUCGAACAGGACCUGCAAUCGGAAAUCGAAACACAUCGAGACGUGUACGCAUCCCUGAAUGGCACUGGCCGGAAGCUGUUGAGUUCUCUGGCUAGUCAGGAUGACGCUGUUAUGCUACAACGACGCUUGGACGAGAUGAACCAGCGAUGGCAUCACUUGAAAGCGAAAAGCAUGGCGAUAAGAAAUCGAUUGGAAAGCAAUACGGAACAUUGGAACGCUCUUCUGUUGUCCCUGCGCGAGCUUAUCGAGUGGGUGAUCAGGAAAGACACCGAACUUACUGGUUUGGGACCUGUUUGUGGAGAUGUGGCCGCUUUGCAAAAGCAAGAGGACGAUCAUCGCGGCUUCAGGAGACAGCUCGAGGACAAACGGCCGAUCGUCGAGAACAACCUGCUAAGCGGCCGUCAGUACAUCGCCAACGAGCCGCCGUUGUCUGACACCUCGGAUUCUGAAGCCGGAAGGGAACUGGACGGCGAUUCGAGGGGCUACAGAAGCGCGGAGGAGCAAGCACGCGAAUUGACGCGCAGCAUUCGCCGGGAAGUGAACAAACUUUCCGAGCAGUGGAACGCCCUAAUCGAACGUAGCGAUGCGUGGAAGCGGAAACUCGACGACACCGCUAACAAAAUAUGCGUGUUCCAAAAGACGCUGGAGGAUCUUUCGUCGCGGAUGGCCGGGGCCGAGGCGAUCCAGAGCGGCUGGCAGAAUCCGAGCGACACGAACGAGGCGACGGAAUUGCUGAAGCAGUUGGAGAAAUUCGGCGAACGACUCUUGCCCAUUCAGAGGAGCAUCGAGUACGCGAACGAUCAGGCGAGCGUCUUCGCCUCGAGCAGCGUCAUCGUUUCUCAUGCUUUGCUGGCGAAACUCGAAGAUCUCAACACCAGGUGGAAGGUGCUGCAAGUGGCGGUUGACGAGCGUUACAAGUUGCUAAGCGGAUUUGGAAAGGAUGGCAGCACUCCGGGUAGCCAGGCUUUCCUCGCGAGCAGCGUGGAACCACCAUGGGAGAGAGCCCUCACACCCGCCAAAGUGCCUUACUAUAUCAACCAUCAGUCGGAGACCACCCAUUGGGAUCAUCCGAAAAUGAUAGAGCUGAUGUCUUCGCUGGCGGACCUGAACGAAGUACGAUUUUCGGCGUACAGGACCGCGAUGAAGCUGCGCACCGUUCAAAAGCGAUUAUGCCUGGACAUGUUGAGUCUUUCCACCGCGUUAGAGCAGUUCGAUUCGCACGGGCUCCGAGCGCAAAACGACAAACUAAUCGACAUUCCCGACAUGGUGACAGUCUUGACGUCCCUGUACGAAGUGAUAACGGCGGAUAAUCCAACGCAAGUAUCCGUGCCGUUGUGCAUCGAUUUGGCCAUCAACUGGCUCCUGAACGUGUACGAUAGCAAACUUUCGUUGUCUCAUUUCAGUCAACGAACCGGCCAGAUUCGCGUGCUGUCCUUCAAAGUUGGCCUGGUUCUGUUGUGCAAGGGCCACUUGGAAGAAAAAUAUCGAUAUCUAUUCCGGUUGAUCGCGGAUCCGAACAGACUGGUGGAUCAACGAAAGCUCGGUUUAUUGUUGCACGACUGCAUCCAAGUGCCGAGGCAGUUGGGAGAAGUGGCGGCGUUCGGCGGAUCGAACAUCGAGCCGAGCGUUCGCAGCUGCUUCGAGAAGGCUGGCAAGGACAAGAAUGAGAUAGAGGCGGUACAUUUUUUGAGCUGGCUGCAACAAGAGCCGCAGAGUAUGGUUUGGCUGCCUGUGCUUCAUAGACUCUCCGCCGCGGAGAGCGCAAAGCAUCAAGCGAAAUGUAACAUAUGCAAGGAAUAUCCCAUCACCGGAUUCAGGUACCGUUGCUUGAAAUGCUUCAACUUCGACAUGUGUCAGAACUGUUUCUUCUCGGGACGAAAGGCGAAGAACCACAAGUUGACGCAUCCGAUGCAGGAAUACUGCACCGCGACCACAUCUGGCGAGGACGUACGCGACUUUACGAGAGCGCUUCGGAACAAAUUCAAGUCGAAGAGAUACUUCAAGAAGCACCCGAGGGUCGGUUAUUUACCGGUGCAGACCGUGUUGGAGGGAGACGCUUUGGAGAGUCCAGCGCCGUCGCCGCAGCACAGCUCCCUCAGCCAGGACAUGCACUCCCGAUUGGAGAUGUACGCGUCCCGGUUGGCGGAGGUCGAGCUGUCGCGCACCAGAAGCAACUCGACGCCGGACAGCGACGACGAGCAUCAGUUGAUCGCUCACUAUUGCCAAAGCUUGAACGGCGGCGAUAACGUGAACGUGCCGAGGAGCCCCGUGCAGGUGAUGGCAGCGAUCGACGCCGAGCAGAGAGAGGAGCUCGAAGCGAUGAUACGCGAACUGGAGGAGGAGAACGCGACCCUCCAAGCGGAAUACGAACGACUACGCUCGAAGCAAACACCGGGCUCGACGCCGGAAGACGGCCACGGAAAUCGGCAGCCUGACUGCGACAUGAUCGCCGAGGCGAAAUUGUUGAGGCAGCACAAGGGCAGAUUGGAGGCGCGCAUGCAGAUACUCGAGGAUCAUAAUCGUCAGCUGGAGGCGCAAUUGCAGAGACUCAGACAACUUUUAGACGAGCCAAACGCUUCCUCGCCGUCGAAGACGGGUACUUUACAGACGCGAAGCGUAACAGCGUCUCAAUUGGCAACCGAUUCGCCUGCUAAAAUGAACGGACACUAUCAUGAUUCUCCAGGUGGUGGAGGCUCGAACGAAGGAAGAGUGAGCAGUUUAGAGAGGCCACCACCGCCACCGCAUUCUCACAGCGUUGCCCAUAACGUGGGUAAUCUCUUGCAUAUGGCAGAAUGGAUGUAAGGAGAUUUAGGGAAAGCAGUCGGCGAACUGGUGACAGUAAUGACCAGCGAGGACUCGUCGAAAACGAACGGACAAAGGGCACCACCGCCAGCUUUCAAAUAACGACUAUCACCGCGACUCUCGUCGGGGAUAAUAUUGAUUUUACGUUUCAACAUUAUCAACGGACACGUCACGACGAAGAAGAAAUCGACUCGGUCGUUCACGCACAUAUACAUAUAUGAUACACGCGAGAUUUACAAACACUUUAAAUGUUUUAAAUCAAUGACCAAUAAAAGAAGCCUGGCUCUAAACGCAUAUCACGAGACGAAAGAGUAUCGCGCAAAAAUGCAGGGUCAGGGCAGCCGCCACCAAUGGUUUUGGGUAUUUUAUAAGUUUUGAUAUACGCCGUUGUAUAGCUAAAUUCUAUUGACUAUAAUGAGAGGAUUAUGGUUUGGCUUCGGCGGCUCCCUGAGAGUAACUUUACUACAUAUUGACACGUCAUAUCAUUGAGAAAAAAAAAAAAGAAACAAAAGAAUAACCGUAUCAGAAAAUUAAGAAAAAAAAAAAGAGAAAAGAAACGAAGGAGAGACGAAUCGAUUGUUAUGUGCUUGCUAGUUAAAGAAAAUAAAAAGAAACGAAAUAAAGACGACGAUGAAUCGUAAUGACUAUAAGUAAAUUACACGAAUGGAAAUAUCAUUAACAAUGCAUGCAAAAGCAAUGUAUCAAAUCACGUACUAUAUUCUAGAUCGUAGGUUAUACUUACAUACCCAUUCUGUUCACUGCCACGGGCUCUUCCUCGAACAUUAAAUAACAUACACGUUGUACAUGUUAUGCGAUUCUAGAUGACAUAUAAAAUGAACGAGGGAAACGCGAGAGAAAGGGAAUGGAAAGAAAGAAACGGACGAGAGGAGCACAGACGAUAUGAAAGAGGAAUUCAUAUACCUGGCGCGUCUUCUUCCACAAAAAAAAAAAAAAAAAUCCAGGAAAAUUCACAUCGACACACGAUGACACACGUUCACACACGACACAUGCAUAUCAUUAUAUACAUAUACAUAUAUAAAUAAAUAAAUGAAUAAAUAAAUAUAAAUAUAUAAAUAUAUAUAAUACGUGGACACACGAAAACAGAGACACGUUACAGACACGUACACGCCUGAGGACUUUUUGUAAUCGAUAAUAAAAGCAAAGCAAUGUGCAUUAUGACUUUCAAAUUUAUUUUUUAUCCGGUUACGAUGGUUUUUUCAUAUUUUUUAAUGAAUUUUAGAUGGCAAUGUCUCUUAUUUAAGCCUGCCGGAUGUUACUUAUAUUUAAGAGUAUAUCGAUAAGCAUCUAAUUUACAAACUGUAGGCUGUAUUCUGAUAUGUAAUAAAGUUGUCUAGAAAAUAA